AUGCUCCCGUAUGCCACCCUCGACGAGGCCGCGGCGGCGCUAGGCAGGAAUUUGACAGCAGCGGAGACAUUAUGGUUCAAUUACUCUGCAAAAAAUCUCUGGCGAUCUGCUGGGAUUGAUAAGUACAAGAUUCAGCCUAAAGUCAAGUUGUCACCUUCUGAGAUGUUCAAGUGCUACAAGGAUGUUAUGUUCAUGUUCUUUUUUGUUGUGGGGCCUUUACAAUUGGUUUCUUACCCUUCCAUUAAGAUGAUCGGGAUUCGAACAAGUUUGCCAUUGCCUUCCGGAUGCGAAAUCUUUCUACAGUUGUUGGUCUAUUUCGUGGUGGAGGACUUUACCAAUUACUGGAUCCACAGAUUUCUCCAUGGUAAUUGGGGAUACGAGAAAAUUCACAAGGUUCACCAUGAAUAUACAGCUCCUAUUGGGUUUGCGGCCCCGUAUGCGCACUGGGCCGAAGUUUUGAUCCUUGGAAUUCCAUCUUUUCUUGGUCCAGCAAUGGUUCCUGGUCACAUGAUCACAUUUUGGUUGUGGAUUGCUUUACGGCAGAUUGAGGCAAUUGAGACGCACAGCGGAUACGACUUUCCCUGGACUCCCACAAAAUAUAUUCCAUUUUAUGGUGGUGCAGACUACCAUGAUUACCAUCAUUAUGUUGGGCGACAAAGCCAGAGCAACUUUGCAUCAGUGUUCACUUACUGUGAUUUUAUUUAUGGAACUGACAAGGGCUAUCGGUUUCAGAAGAAGGUUCUUCAGAAGUUGAAGGAGGGAGUGAAAAAUGGUGGUGAGCAGAAUGGAGGUUCCUACUAUGUUCCUACACAAGGUCUUAAAUCCGACUAG
Molecule: messenger RNA, 831 nt
Organism: Dovyalis caffra
Lineage: Eukaryota; Viridiplantae; Streptophyta; Magnoliopsida; Malpighiales; Salicaceae
Source: the annotation of a GenBank genome assembly